GUUUUGCUUAAACCCCGUCUUCGAUUCUUCAUCGUCUGCUUCCAUCGCAGAAUCUUCACGAUCACCAGAAGUAACAAGACAGCAAUUCAUACACUAGAACAAAUACUAUGGGGAAGAAAAAACAGAAGCAGAAGGUGGUGCUACCACCAGAGCUUCCACCAGAGGUGCCUGAGGAUGAAAUUGAAGUCUCGGAUGAGGACUUGGAAUUUGUCAAUAGAAACAAAGAGUAUGCUGGCUUCGUAUCAAAAUUGGAUACUCAGUCAAUUACGAGGCAUGUCAACCGUGUUGCGGAUGUGAAAGAAGAUGCUCUGGAGUCUUUGUAUGAGAAACGAUUGAGGAAGAAAUCAUUAGCUGCUACUGAAAAUAUUCAGCACGAAGUUGAUCCUGUAGAUGCUCUCCCUGUGAAGACCUUAGAUGGAGAAGUCUACUACAGGACAGUGUCGAAGGCCCCAAAUAAAUUCCAGAGUGCACAUGAUGAGGACGAGACUGUGGGUGAAAAUGAAGACGUAGGCAGAGACAACAGUGUUGUGAAGUUGACAAAAGCAGAAAAACGAGCAAAGUUCAAAAAACUGCGAAAAGAGGCAAAAAAACAAGGGAAGGAGGUGGUGGAAGAAGAGGAAGUGGAACCAAGCUCUCAAGCUGAUGUUUUGGCUGAAGUUGAAAAAGAUCUAUCAGCUGAAGAAGCCAACGAGAAGAGGAAGUUUAGGCUUGCUGAGCUCGGAACAGCAAUGCUCACAGAUCCUGAAGCCAAUAUUAAAUCCUUAAAAGAGAUGCUUCAAAUCUGUAAAGAUGGAGAUCAGGCUACAUCAAUACUUGGUCUAAAGUCUUUGUUAGCUGUUUUCAAGGACAUAAUCCCUGGCACUCGCAUAAGGCUACCUACUGAGAAGGAGCUGGCAAUGGUUGUAUCAAAGGAGGUUAAGAAGACUCGCUUCUAUGAAUCCACUCUCCUAACUGUGUACAAGGCAUACCUCCAGAAACUGAUGGCAUUGGAGAAAGUAUCAAGUUUCAAGCGUGUGGCUAUUCGCUGCAUAUGUACUCUGCUCGAGGCAAACCCACGCUUCAAUUUUCGCGAGAGCUUACUGGGAGUUGUUAUAAAUAAUAUAAGCUCCACAGAUGAUGUCAUAAGGAAACUAUGUUGCAAUGCAAUUAAGUCACUUUUCACAAACGAGGGAAAACAUGGUGGUGAACUUACUGUGGAGGCUGUUCAACUUAUUGCAAAUCUCGUAAAAGAUCAUGAUUGUCAUUUGCAUCCUGAUUCUGUUGAGGUUUUCUUGUCUCUCUCAUUUGAUGAGGAUCUUCGGAAGCCUGAAGUUGCAAAACCUAACCGUAAGGCAAAAAACAAAAAAUAUAAGAUAGGAAAUAGAAAUGAGGAUAAAAAUCAAUUGCUAGCAAAUGAUAAAAAGAAGAGUAAGCAGGAAAUGAUCUCAAAGACAAGAGAGGAGGUAAAAGCUGAGUUCAUGGCUGCAUCAUUUGCCCAAGAUGCAAUGGAAAAAAGAAGGAUACAGUCUGAUACUCUUUCUUCUGUAUUUCAAACAUACUUCCGUAUUUUAAAGCAUGCCAUGCGGCCAGGAUCGGAAGCAAAUGGAUUUCCAGCCAGUCCAUUUGGGGAGCAUCCACUUCUUGCUCCAUGUUUGAAUGGAAUUGGAAAAUUUUCUCAUCUGAUCGAUUUGGAUUUCAUGGCUGAUCUCAUGAACUACCUUAGAAGGCUUGCUGGAGGAAGUAUUGAUGCCAAUCGUCCAUCAGAGAAUUUUUCAAGUCGUUUGACUGUGUCUGAACGGUUAAGGUGCUGCAUAGUUGCUUUCAAAGUGAUGAGGAACAACCUUGAUGCCUUAAACGUUGAUUUACAGGACUUCUUCAUUCAACUCUAUAAUCUCAUACUUGAGUACAGGCCUGGAAGAGAUCAGGGGGAAGUCUUGGCUGAAGCUAUGAAGGUAAUGUUAUGUGAUGAUAGACAACAUGACAUGCAACGGGCUGCUGCAUUCAUUAAACGUCUGGCAUCGUUCUCUUUGUGCUUUGGAGCUGCAGAAUCCAUGGCUGCAUUGGUUACCUUAAAGCAUCUCCUUCAGAAGAAUGUCAAAUGCCGCGAUCUAUUGGAAAAUGAUGCUGGAGGUGGAUCACUUUCAGGUUCUAUCGCGAAAUAUCAGCCAUAUGCUUCAGAUCCAAGCCUAAGUGGUGCAUUUGCAACAGUUCUUUGGGAGUUAACCCUUCUAUCUAAACAUUAUCAUCCAUCUGUGUCAACAAUGGCAUCCGGGAUUUCAACGAUUACCAAUGCUCACGAUCAAGUCUAUCGAUCAAACGUCUCUCCUCAGCAAGCGUUCAUCGACAUGUCGCUUGACAACGAAACCUUCGCUCCAAAAACCAACCAAAAGCAAUCUAACAACAAGCGGAAGAAGGGUAACCGGCUACCACCGUUAGCGGCAGCUGGUGGAGGAGACAUGGUGGACGAGCUGGCGGUGAGAACCAAACUCUCGGAACAUUUUUUGCUCGUUCACGAUGUGGAAGAAAACAGGAGGUUGAGACGGGAAUUGGAACGAACGAAAUUGGGUUUGCAACUUUAUAAAGAGUACAAGAAGCAAAAGAAACAAAGAACCAGAUAGGGUUUGCUUUUCAGUGUGUUUCAAGGGUUACAAAUUUUGUUGUUGAAGAGAAGCAUAAGUAGAUGAAUUUUGAUGAGAGUUGUAGUGAUGGAUGAAUAUUAAUUGAUGGUAUAGAUUCCAUGACAA
Messenger RNA from Cynara cardunculus var. scolymus (artichoke), 2723 nucleotides. Its product is annotated as nucleolar complex protein 3 homolog. The record is from RefSeq and is a predicted model, not a curated record. Gene Ontology annotation, cellular component: nucleolus. Lineage: Eukaryota; Viridiplantae; Streptophyta; Magnoliopsida; Asterales; Asteraceae. Gene Ontology annotation, biological process: DNA replication initiation. Gene Ontology annotation, molecular function: chromatin binding. Bases 108 to 2597 code for a protein of 829 amino acids. The transcript is spliced from 14 exons.